Messenger RNA from Coniophora puteana RWD-64-598 SS2, 1665 nucleotides. RefSeq lists its product as uncharacterized. The coding region runs from base 99 to 800 and encodes 233 amino acids. The record is from RefSeq and is a predicted model, not a curated record. The transcript is spliced from 3 exons. NCBI's taxonomy places the organism in Eukaryota, Fungi, Basidiomycota, Agaricomycetes, Boletales, Coniophoraceae.
CCGCUUUCUCAUCUCACCUGUUCAACACAGUCGCUCUAAUUUCCUUCUACACAGAGACGUCAAUUGCCUAGCUAUAUUCUACCCAUCUAUCCCCAGCCAUGACCUUUAAUGCUCCCUCUAAUCCCGUCCUCGUCGCACCCCGCCCCGUUCGCCUCGCCACCGUCUUCUCCAACACCUUUCCCCGCUCCCCGACACACAUCCGACUCGUCACUGCUCCCCCUCAGCAGACGGAAUCUACCACUCCCAAGGAGCGUGUGCUCUUUUCCGAUCUGAACGAGAAUGCCCAGGAGGAGAAGCCGGUAGAGCUGGUCGACAAGGAGAUCUCCUCGCCCUCGCCCAGGUCGACGCUCUCCUCCGAAGCCCUCGAAGAAUUCCUCUCCAUCCUACGCCCCGCCCUCCUCUCGCCGUGCGCCUCCCCCGUCUCCCGCACCCGCUCGCGCGCCGCCCGCCGCUCGGGCGGCCCUGCGUUCGCCAUCCCCGCGAGCUACCGCCCCCGCAUCCUGCUCUCGCGCGGCCCCGCCCCGGACGAAAACAGCGGCGACACGACGGCCGUGGCGCGCUCGCCGAACGGAAUGCAAGCUCCGCUGCCCGAGCUCGCCGGCGAGGACGAGGGCGACAUGUUUUUGUUGUCGAGGUGGCAGGUGUCCCAUGCGCUGUCUUCGCCCGUCUCGCGCAUGCACACGCGUAACCCGUUCCAGCGGUAUGCGACGUCCGAGGUGCCCGGUACGCCUACCCCGUGCUCCCCCGCGAGUGUGCCGCUGCCGGCGCCGACGCCUGGGGAGCUUCUUGAGGCGUACUAGAUCGCGCGGUUUCACCCUCCGAUUUACAGCGUUGACGACUCGAUGUCGCCGACCCACUUUAUCCUCUCCUCAAGUAACAAGCAACAUACAUCUGGCGAUAGCUCUCACGCGUUCGCCGUCCUGUCUUUACAGCGGUCUCUCCCCUCUCAUCUAUAGUCUCUGGUCUCGAGUCUGUCCGGAACCGCCUUCUUGUAUUUGUAGUAUCACCCACUCUUAACCACCCCGACCCUGGAUUAUCGCAUCUCCCCGCCUCUCUGUCUCUCUGUCCGUCUCUGUUUCCCCUUCCUAUCGUACUAUACGUCUCCCUAUACGCCCCCCAUCCUACUGGCCCGCCCUCGUCUUCGCCGCCGCCGCCGUUCAAACGUUUGCAACGCCGGACCUGCAAGAUAUGGCUCUCGAGUUCACGCUCUGAUUGAUUGAUUGGCUGAUUGGCUGAUUGAAUAUUGAUAUAUUGAAUACGAUUAAACACAUAACAUACGUACAUUCUAUAUGCAUAGAGCUCUCGAGGAUCGGUGCUCGGCUCUGAUAAUUUAUGACGCUUUACUACACUUUUUUUUUCUUCUGAGCUGGUGCUGGUGCUACUUGGCUUGGCUUUGGGUACUUGUACUUGUACGACCUUUUUCUUCUUCAAGUUCUCUCAUCCGUUUUGCUUCGUCCGUUUGUGGAUACAGUGUGCGCUAUCGCGAUUGAUUUUGUGUUUCCUUCUUUCAACGCGCAUGCAUGCAUGCUUUUUGACAUGUUUAAUUACGUAGAGGUGUCUGUGUUUUUUCUCUUUCUGAUUCUUGCACCAUGCUUAUGUAAAUUGAGCGCAAGGGACCGCGCAACCGGUCCCGCGAUGAAGGUGCUAUAUUGCGCCUUGGUUUAU